This is a messenger RNA of Gigantopelta aegis, 2384 nucleotides long. RefSeq lists its product as uncharacterized. NCBI's taxonomy places the organism in Eukaryota, Metazoa, Mollusca, Gastropoda, Neomphalida, Peltospiridae. The transcript is spliced from 8 exons. Bases 78 to 935 code for a protein of 285 amino acids. Gene Ontology annotation, molecular function: hydrolase activity. The record is from RefSeq and is a predicted model, not a curated record.
AAGUUUUACAAAGACUGUUCGGUUUCACAAAGACUGUUCAGUAAAGAAAUUGGUGGUUGUUUUAUUUUUAUGAGAAGAUGAGUGAGACAGAUUACGUCGAUGCUCACUUUCAUAUGUGGGACCUACAAAAGUUUGACUACCUGUGGCCAAAUACUGACACUCGACAUCUGUUCAGGAACUUUGGACCCAGAGAUGUGUUGAACAGCAUGAAGACAACCCCAGUUCAACAUGGCAUCUUUAUUCAGGUCCUCAAUAACAACGUAGAUGAGACAAAAUGGGUUCUUGAAGAAGCCCAGAAACACACCUUUAUAAAAGGAGUGGUGGGAGGAAUUGACCUAACCUCAUUACAUUUGGAAGCAACUCUUGAUGAACUACAGAUGAAUCCCCUCUUUAAAGGAGUUCGGCACAUCCUGGAUUUAGAGGAUUCAACAUGGCUGACCAGAAGUGAGGUGCAUGCUGGGUUGGGUAUUCUGCAGGAGAGAGGUCUGACUUUUGAUCUUUUGCUUCGACCACCAUUGCUAACACAUCUUCCAGAUUUGGGUCGAAAGUUUCCAAGAUUGCGUAUGAUUAUUGAUCAUAUAGCCAAGCCAUAUAUCAAAGAUCAGAUACUUAGUCCGUGGAAAGAAGAAAUGGCUGAAGCUGCAAAGUUUCCAAACAUCUACUGCAAAAUAUCUGGUCUGGUUACUGAGGCCAAUCUUAAGAAGUGGACGAAGGAAGACAUCAAGCCUUAUGUUCAGCAUGUUCUAGAGUGUUUUGGUGUUGACCAUUGCGUGUUUGGAUCCGAUUUUCCUGUGUUCAAGGAGGCAAAUGCAGAAUACAGAGACAUCUAUAAGCUUCUUUUGGAUUUGCUCAUUGACCAGGGUAUUACUGAAGAUGAUCGAAAAAAAAUCUUCAAGGAGAAUGCAGUUAAAUUUUAUAACUUGGCCUUAAGCUAAUAAAAUUAGUUUGAUCACCUGAAGUUCCUAAAUUUUUACCAUUUGUGAUUCGCUUGUAAUACUGAACUAUUGGCAGUUUUUACUUUGUUAUAAUUUAAUAUGUUUUUAUGACGGAAGAUGAUUGAAAAAUUAUCUUCAAGGAGAAUGCAGCGAAAUUUUGACUUAGACUUAGAGGUGCAGUCUCAAAGUUGAAUAAUGGCAGCUUCCUUCCAAAAUUAUUUAUUAACAUUAGCUUUAAAAUGUAAAGAUUUUAUAUUCAACUAUAUGCCCAUAAAAAUUACCAUCAAGCAAUUUAAUUUGGUAGUAGACAAAAAGAAUAUUGAAGAAUGACUGACAAAAGUCAUUGACGCUCAUUAAUAUUAUGUUAAGAGGAUAUUGCUGUGCUGUCUUUGUGCAACUCAUCUGUCUCUGACAUUUGACAGCCCUUCGUGGGAUUUUUGUUUGUUGAUUAUUAUUAUUACUAUUAUUCAAAACAAUGUCCACUACACAUUUCAUGUUGAAUAGAUAUUAUUUUAAGAUGUAAUAUGCACUUGAAUGUCGUUUAAUCCUGAUCCAAUAUAAUCGUAUGCAGUGCAUGUAAAAUAAGGACAGGGGACUAUUCAGACAUCCAUAGAAAUAGAUUGGUGUAGGGAUGGCCUAAUUGUCUUGUAUUUAUUUCACUAGUUGCAGACGACAAUGUCUCGUGCAGCAGGUGAGUAAAAUUCAUUGUGAAAAUUUGGAGAUACAGCUGGUUGCUUAUAUAACACACUGGCAAAUUUUAAACAUUGCUUUCUUUUUAUCAAUAAAAAAUACUUCCGUCAACAAAAACGCCUGCAUUUGAUAUAGCUUUUCUUUGAUAACACACAAUUGCUAUUUAAAGAUAGUGUGCCUAAAUACAUAUAGUAUAAAUAUGUAUCUAGAGGUCAAUUUGCUUACAACAUGCAGUAAGGCAUUUAAAGGAAUGCUUAAGCAAGGCUUUUGGACUGGUAUGAAUAUUCAAAGAUAUAUAAUAUAAUAAGAUUGUUAAUCUUGAUAAAACUAAAUUGAACAUUGCCAAAUCACUCUGGAUGCACCGCUUGAGCACAAUGUGGCCCGACGGAUUUAAUGAGUAUGACCCAAGCAGUCACUGACUCUUCUUUUGUUACUUUCCCCCAGUCAGCUUAUCCUGUGAUUUUUUAAGUCUUUAAACUUGACAUUUUCACUUGAACUGUUUUUAUUCACUUGUUUUUAAUGUUGAACUCCUGGUUUUAAGUUUAGCUUGCUCCUGAGGAUGUCAGCAUUUAGCUGACGAAUCGUUGAGCUUUUUAACUUGAGAUUUUUAAUUGUGGUUUUUAGACAGAGACUUUAUUUUAUCAAAGAUAUAUAAUGCACAUUAUUGCUUAAUAUCAACAAGUAUUUAAUUUAAUUAAUAAAACGGUUAAAUGUGACGGCUAUUAGAUAUAACGGGCGCAGCCAUUUUGUUCCAUUCCA